Amoebophrya sp. A120 is the source of this 346-nucleotide messenger RNA. The record is from the annotation of a GenBank genome assembly. NCBI's taxonomy places the organism in Eukaryota, Dinophyceae, Syndiniales, Amoebophryaceae.
CCCUGGUCUUGGAGAAGGAGAAGGAUGUGCAGCAACUGUCCGAGCUGAUGACAGGGUCCGGGCUGCUGCAAAACGAGCUGCGCAUGAAGGGCAAGGUGAUCCCGUCGGGGGCGAAAACCGACAUGACGAUGCGGGAAAUACGGGAAAAACUCCCAGCGGACGUGGUGUUUCACUGGAAGACCAACGUGAAAACCCCGUAUUUGCGGCCCCUGCCACAACUCGCCUACGACCACGUGGACAAUCUGUGGUCGAAGGGCUGCUGGUUGAUAGAACAAACCGCAAACCGGUUGGGCGGGGGCGCGGUGGAGUGGAAAAAACCGAUCUGCUUCCGGCACUUGGGCAGCGG